UUCGGUGCCACAAUGCCGCACAUACUGCACAGAGCCAGGGAUAAGCUUCCAUUUUUAUCCCACCGACGCGGAACGUCGCCGACUGUGGCUCGUUAGGCUUCGUAACGGCAAGACGCCUUCCAAGUACGCGAUGGUGUGCAGCAAACACUUCGACGACGGUGCAUUCAAGCAUUCGCAGACGAGAAAGAAUGGGUUUUCGCGGAAGAGAUUGAGGCCUGACGCACUUCCGACACUGAACUUGCCAAAGCGCAAAUUUGACAGACAUAAGCUACCUCGCAAGCCACCGGCAAAAAGGAUCCCUGUUUCCAGGCAAUCACAGGGGCCCAUAAAUAUAACAAGCGAUGUUGCUGGUCACGCCUGUAUUCAGGAAGAUUGUCCUGCUGUGGAGACCACAGAUGAAGAUCACACCUGUGUUCAAGAAGAUUGGCCUGCUGUGGAGACCACAGAUGAAGUGCCACAAGAUGACCUCCUUGAACAGUUCGCCGCAAUCGUGUGUACACAUGCUGGCACACUACGGGAUGCCUGCGUGCAGGCGAAUCCUCUCCAAGUCAUCGGCCGUCCCAAGCCUCUCCUUUCAUGUGCUGCUGUUCAGACAGAUCACACUGUGAAAGUGCUUACAGGAUUGCCAUGUUUGCAGCUGCUGAAGAACAUUAUUGAAGAGUUCACUGCCUUGCGCAUUGAAUCCAUCCCAAGAGGUUUUGCAUUGAGUGAUGAAGACACUGUGCUAAUGGUUUUUGUGAAGCUUUACCACAAUGUAAGCUUGAGCUUUUUAUCGGUUCUCUUUUCUGUUCACCGUACAACUGUUUCAAAUAUUUUGAAAAAUGCGAUAUGUAUUCUUGCAAGCAUACUUGGAGAGGCAGUGUUUUUCCCAAGCAAAGAAUCUGUCCAGGAAAACCUAACCAUUUACUUCAAAAACUACAAGGAAACUCGCAUUGUGCUAGAUUGCACAGAGGUUCCACUUGAAAGGCCACGUGACUUAACAUCACGGCUACUUACCUACAGCCAGUACAAACGCCAGUACACAAUCAAAGUAUUGAUUGGCGUCGCUCCAAGUGGCAUGAUAACUUUAGUAGGAAAAUCAUUUGGAGGUCGUGCAUCAGACACGCAACUAACUGCUCAUUCAAAUGUCCUUAACAUGUGCACGGCCUAUGUAGACAGAGUGAUGGUAGACAAAGGCUUUCUAAUAGAGAAUCUCUGUGACGAAGCUAGGGUCAACAUGGAUAGGCCUCCAUUUUUAAAGAAACGGCAACAGCUUGAAGAACACGAAGCACACAAAAAUCAGGCUAUUGCGCGAGCAAGGGUACAUGUAGAAAGAGCCAUUCAACGUGUAAAAGCCUUCAAAAUUCUGCAGCAAAGGUACCCGAUCCAGCUCUUGCCAGUCUUUGACAAAGUUAUCGUGUUGCUUGCUGGUAUAGUAAAUUUGUCGAAGCCAAUUUUGGACGAGUACAAAUUUCUACCAAAUUGCUAA
Molecule: messenger RNA, 1468 nt
Organism: Rhipicephalus sanguineus (brown dog tick)
Lineage: Eukaryota; Metazoa; Arthropoda; Arachnida; Ixodida; Ixodidae
Exons: 6
Coding region: 131-1468 (445 amino acids)
Source: RefSeq, a predicted model, not a curated record